ACCACCACAGUACCUAGCGUCCGGGUACCGGAGCCACGUAGAAUGGUCGCCUUCCCCACUUUUCCAAACAUACAAGGAAUUAGACCCCGAAAUCUGGCUUGAGCGUUGCAGCCCAGCCUUAAUUUUGUACUGCAGCCACAGCCACAUCCAGUCACUCGCCCCCCAACUCCUCAGAACGUGUUGGAGCAUCCUUCCAUAUUGGGGAUAGUAAAUGCCGGACAGCUUGUCAACCGAUAAUGUGGCGGGUGAGGCGGCAAGUGAAGCCGCGUGGGCUUGAUCAAACAGUGGCUGGUUCUUUUCUGUAUAAUAGUUGGGAAUAUCCCACCUCUCCUUCGAAUCAAUAAAUCGGUCGUUUCAACAGAACGUAAGAGUUCGCACUUAGCGUGCAAUAUUAUGAAUACAACCCGCAAUCAACAAAAGUCUCACCAGCAUGAAAAGGUAGCCCUGUCUCUCGGAAGCGGUUCCAUUAUUACCAUACUGUACUACUGUAUGAUACAGCAACGGAACAUCACUUUAGAAACGCGAAAUCCCGUGCACUUUGUCCAGCCCGGAGCUAGCCCCGCUAGCCAAGUGCAAGACCUUCCCGGAGUUGGCCCGUGGCAACCAAGUGCCCAAUUGGGUGAAUACUCUAUGCGAUGCAGUGACGAGAACCAGUUGAGACAGAACCUGUCGCGUGCGAUAAUUUCUUUCACUCGACAAAUAGAAUUGUCGCUUACGGGGCUGAAAGCGGUGGUAUGCUUCUAUCCGUAUCGUCUACUAUAAUA
Tuber aestivum (summer truffle) is the source of this 764-nucleotide messenger RNA. The record is from the annotation of a GenBank genome assembly. Lineage: Eukaryota; Fungi; Ascomycota; Pezizomycetes; Pezizales; Tuberaceae.